GGAGGGGAAGGGAGGGAAGCAAGGCCGUGCGUGAGCCGGGCUGGCAGGGAAGUACAGCACCCCGGGCCCCCUCCCAGCCCCGCUCCCCCAGCGCAUCCCUCCGGGCACAGCCGUGCACCCCCGCCCCCAGCCACAUCUCCCGGUGCGGGGACGCCUCCGAUGCGUCCGCCCGCCGCAGAUCUCCUCCCUCUGCUUCAGUCAGUUCAGCCGGAUUUUAUUUUUUUUUUUUAACCUCCGAGGUUUUUUUUUUUUCUUUUCGUUUGUUUGUUUUUAAUCUAUUUGGAAAUACAGGAGCAGAGGGCGGGCAACCACCCAGUGACUCUCCACAGCUCCCCCCAACCGCGGGGAGAGAGGCGCUGGCAGCCGCCACCGCCCCGCUCCCGUCACUCCUCAUCCCGGCAGGGAGCGGGGAAGCCGCGGCUGACGGAGGUUGUAGUGUGAAGAAAGAUACAUAUGGUGCUUGCAUACGCACUCUACGAACAAACAGGAUCACAUGGCAUCGUUCAGUGUGCACUAGCCCCAGCCUGCCUGCCCGGUGCUUGCAUUUCCUGAGGCGUGGGAGAUGGAUGCUCACCAGAACCCCAAGUGUUGUUGCCCAAGUGUUACUUUUUCUAAGCAUAGUUCUUGUCAUUGCUAUUGCAGUGAUUCAGAUAAAUCAGCAACAGAUCCUCUCCCCAGGGCUUAAGUAUGGAAUAGUCCUUGAUGCUGGAUCCUCUCGAACUACAGUUUAUGUCUAUGAAUGGCCAGCAGAAAAAGAAAAUGACACAGGAGUAGUAACCCAGACCUUCAAGUGCAAUGUGAAAGGCCCUGGUAUAUCCAGCUAUGAGAGUAGCCCUGGAGCUCUUGCCAAGCCCUUUGAUGACUGUCUGAAUAAAGUCAAAGAGAGAAUACCAGCUCAUCUGCAUAAAAACACUUCUGUUUAUCUGGGGGCUACAGCUGGCAUGAGGCUGCUGAGGUUGCAAAAUGAAUCGGCAGCCAAUGAAGUCCUUGCAAGCAUUCAAAACUACUUCAGAGCACAACCUUUUGAAUUUAGGGGUGCGCAAAUCAUAACUGGGCCAGAGGAAGGGGUGUAUGGAUGGAUAACGGCCAACUAUUUAAUGGGCAAUUUCUUAGAGAGAAAUCUUUGGAGAACAUGGAUCCAUCCUUACACAAAAGAAACUGUGGGUGCACUGGAUCUUGGAGGAGCUUCUACUCAAAUUUCAUUUAUCCCAGAGGACUCUCAGGAGCACUUCAAUAGCACUUUGCAAGUGAAGUUGUAUGGUUAUAACUACAAUGUCUACACUCACAGCUACCAAUGCUAUGGGAGAGAUGAAGCUGAGAAAAGGCUUUUAGCAUUGCUGCUCCAGAAAUCAAAUGCCAGUUCCAGUGUGGAUAAUCCAUGUUACCCUCAAAAUUAUAAUACAUCAUUAACGAUGAAGUACUUCUCUGGCAGCCUUUGUACACAAUCUCUGAGACCAGCAAAUUACUACCCAAACCAGCCUGUGAAUUUCCAUGGAACAGGAGACCCAGGUCUGUGCCGUGAGAUGGUUUCUUUAUUGUUUAACUCCACUGCUUGCAGAGACAGAGAAGACUGUCCUUUUAAUGGAAUGCAUCAGCCAAAAGCUAAAGGGAAUUUUGUGGCUUUCUCUGGAUUCUACUAUACAAUUAAUGCUUUGAAUUUAUCUGGGCACUUCUCCCUGGAUGACUUCAAUUCAAGUAUGUGGUUUUUCUGUUCACAGAGCUGGACACAGCUCCAGUUUAUGCUGCCUAAAUUUGAAGAAAUAUAUGCUAGAUCCUACUGUUUCUCAGCAAAUUUCAUUUAUUACUUGCUUGUACAUGCUUACAACUUUAAUGCAGAAACUUGGCCACAGAUACAUUUUCAAAAGCAGGUUGGUAACAGCAGCAUAGCAUGGUCACUUGGUUACAUGUUAAGCCUCACCAACAUGAUUCCAGCAGAAGGCAAGCUGAUCCAAUUACCCCUGAAGCCUCCUUUGUUUGCUGGGCUCCUCAUCUUCCUCACAGCUACAGCACUGCUGUGUCUCCUCUUCCUUGUUUACUUGUGUUUUGUAUCACAUAAUCGGAAGAACAUCCCUCGUGUUGAGCAUGUGUUUAUCCCAGAAUGAAUGAACUUUACUGAACGCAAAGCAAAAAUUUUAUAGUGCUAGUAAGUUAAGUAGGACUUCAUUUUGCCCUCCAUUUUUCAAAAAUAAAGAGAAGAAAAACGGCUUCAGGACCAGAAGCAUAAAUAGAGAAGAGACACAAAGGAAUCUGUGAUAUGGUGAACUGAAGUGCUUUUGAAGUAUUUUGGCAAUUGUUUCUGUAAACCUAAUUUGUCCGGUGUGCAGCAGAGAAAAAGUGGGCAGAUGUGUCACUUUGCUUUAUAAGGGAUUACUAGCCUUUUGCUGCCAGGUAUGUAUUAUUUUUUUGUUCAUUAACUCUGUGCUAACUGGUAAAGUCAAGUGGUGACGGAUUUUAUCACAGCGUCAGUUGUUUAAGAUAAAAUUAAGUCAGUAGAAAUUGUAGGAGGUGGUAACAUGGUAGCUGUUCUUUUGUGCAGUGCUGACACUAAAAGCCCUGAAGUAAUCUAAUUUCUGAAACUGGAACAAGCACUGGAUAAUGACAAGAAUUGAAAGGAACAACUGUGAUAGAAUUGUUUUUAUUGCUGUUCCAAAUAGAUUGAUCCCCACCACCAGAAUACCUCUGCUAUUGUACAUAAGAUUUGCUUUGAAGGCGGAACAAAAUGCUUUCGUGCUUUAGUAACUGAACCUAAAUUUAAAUGUCUCAUAGUUACUUCCAGAAGCCACUGGAGUUUUCAUUGUCCUUUUCUCUCUGACUUUCACAGAAAUACUUUUGGUAUGAUCUCAUACUGAAACAUUGACCUGUAUUCCUCACAUAUUGUCUGUCUCAGGCAGUCGCAGUCCAUACUGAUUUGUCAUGUACGUAUUAUUUCAACUGUCUGGAUAGAGUGUCAGAUCUGGAACCUUCCAAAGCAUUAACAUGUUAAGCCCUUCAUUCAAGGCCAAGACAAACAGGAGCCACUCUACAAGCCAGCAGAACACCUUUUCUGUAGUGGGUUUAGGAACACGUUUCUGAAGCUGCAGUCAUGGCUGUAGUGCCUUGGUCAGGCCGUCUACUGUCCUGGCCUCAGUGUUCCUCUAGCAGCAUUGGGAUCCACCUAGCAGAUGGUUCUGCCAAACAUAUUAACUUCAGAGCUUUUCUAGAAGUGCUGCUGCCUUCAUACAUCAAACAGCUGGCUUCCUGGAAAGCCCAGGCAUUCUUGACGACAAAAUCCACUAAAUCAAAAGACUACAAUUUUACUCACUGCUUGAUUAAUUCUUCAUGGUCUUUUACCUGCCUGUUGUUUGUAGAGCCUUGGUGGUCUUCAGCUGGUUUCUGAAGUAACCCUUGAGAAAGUCUCCUGUCACAUUCUCUGCCAUCUCUUCCUUUUGUACACUGUUUCUUUAAUUCCUUUUAAUAUUGCCAUAACAUGAUCUGUGAAGCUGCAAGGGGAACAGAACCAUAUAAUGGUUUGAGUUGGCACAUAAUGUGUUUUCUAUCUCAGUUUCAUCUAUUCUCAAUAUUGAUUGUGAGAUAGGAGAACAGUGGCCAGUAUUUUUACCCAUGAAUAAUGUUUUCAGUUUCCAUCUUCUGUUUCUGUAUCACCUUCUUACUUACGUUUGAUUGUGGGGUUGGGAUUUUGUUUUCUUUCGGGGUUUUUUCAUAACCUGACAGAUGAUUUGAAGGGAACUAAAUAUCUUUUAAAUGGAAAAAAGAAGAAAGUGAUUUUUCAAGUGGAUCAUUAGUGAAGGCUUUGUCCCUUCUCUGUUGGUGUACUGCUAAGUCCUGUCAGUCCAGUUACUGGAGUAACAGUAUUUAAAAUAAGGCAGAAGGUAUUAUAAGAUGAUAAAGUGCUCUGUGGCAUCAGAGUUACAUCUUAUAAAGUAUAAAAUUUACUUCGCAAUGCAAGGACAUUAAAGAGGCUGGCAUGAGAUAAAGGCUUUAUCUUCUGUAUUAUGGAUUUGUAACUGCAGCUAGAGGGUAAAAAUAAAAAACAGACAGUUGGAUGAGAGCAUUAAAAUGUUUUCUGCAGUUGCCAAAUUUUUGCUAAAAAACGGUAUUCUGGAAUAUUUACUUGCUCUACAAAACUUUUGCUUUGUGAAUGGCAAGGACAUUCAGAUGUGGUUUUACAUAAGUGGAACACUUGGAAGUUAGUCUGUUUAGAACUGGCAGCUAAAGAACAAAUAAAUUUGGUCAAAAAUCAUUUGGACUUCUAGAUAUACUGGGAUAGACCCAGUAUCUGUUCAAAGAAUGCCUUCCCUCUAUGAAUCUCCUGUUUUGCUUUUAUAGUAGUUCCCUCUUCUCCUUAUGUGUAUGGUCUCCCUCAUGUGUCACCAGGAUACCCACCUUAUCCAUCUUUCCCAGCUGAAAAUGAUAGGACAGGUAAGCUGAAACUGUUGAACUUCAGCCAGGUAGGCCUCAGUGACCACAGCUAACUUUUGCCACACGGGUGAGUUGGAACCCGAUCAGCAGGUGUAAUAUUGUCCUGCCAUUGAGAACUGACCAGGUCUCUGGGAGAGACAGAGAAGUUAACAGUACUUGGGAAUGUGUACAGACCAUAGAUUAUUUAUCUUUUUAUACUCUUUAGUGCCUGCUUAUGAAGAUUAAUAAAAAUAAAUUAUGAAAAGUUAA
This is a messenger RNA of Pseudopipra pipra, 4668 nucleotides long. It is a transcript of the gene ENTPD3, whose product is annotated as ectonucleoside triphosphate diphosphohydrolase 3. Gene Ontology annotation, molecular function: hydrolase activity. Gene Ontology annotation, cellular component: plasma membrane. NCBI's taxonomy places the organism in Eukaryota, Metazoa, Chordata, Aves, Passeriformes, Pipridae. The transcript is spliced from 12 exons. The record is from RefSeq and is a predicted model, not a curated record. Bases 567 to 2102 code for a protein of 511 amino acids.